Messenger RNA from Camelus dromedarius (Arabian camel), 2942 nucleotides. RefSeq names its product TLE family member 1, transcriptional corepressor. The record is from RefSeq and is a predicted model, not a curated record. Lineage: Eukaryota; Metazoa; Chordata; Mammalia; Artiodactyla; Camelidae. Gene Ontology annotation, molecular function: transcription corepressor activity; protein binding. The transcript is spliced from 20 exons. Gene Ontology annotation, cellular component: transcription regulator complex; nucleus. The coding region runs from base 118 to 2460 and encodes 780 amino acids. Gene Ontology annotation, biological process: regulation of DNA-templated transcription; negative regulation of canonical Wnt signaling pathway.
CCUCGCUCCCUGCUUCUGCCUGGCUUCCCGGCUUAAUUUUCCUCGGCGGGAUUAAAGUUGGAAAUUGAGCGGAGAAUUGAGUUGCCCGGGAACAGAGCCGCGGCCGCCGCCAGAGCGAUGUUCCCGCAGAGCCGGCACCCGACGCCGCACCAGGCUGCAGGCCAGCCGUUCAAGUUCACUAUUCCGGAGUCCCUGGACCGGAUUAAAGAGGAAUUCCAGUUCCUGCAGGCGCAGUAUCACAGUCUUAAAUUGGAAUGUGAGAAACUGGCAAGUGAAAAGACAGAAAUGCAGAGGCACUAUGUGAUGUAUUAUGAAAUGUCAUAUGGAUUAAACAUAGAAAUGCAUAAACAGACUGAGAUCGCCAAGAGAUUGAAUACGAUUUGUGCACAAGUCAUCCCAUUUCUGUCUCAGGAACAUCAACAACAGGUGGCCCAGGCUGUGGAACGUGCCAAACAGGUGACCAUGGCAGAGCUGAAUGCCAUCAUCGGGGUACGUGGCCUACCAGGUCUACCUCCUACACAGCAGCAGUUGCAAGCUCAGCAUCUUUCUCACGGCCAUGGACCUCCAGUGCCCCUCACACCGCACCCUUCGGGACUUCAGCCUCCUGGAAUCCCGCCCCUCGGCGGCAGUGCUGGCCUUCUGGCGCUGUCUAGUGCUCUGAGUGGGCAGUCUCACUUGGCAAUUAAAGAUGACAAGAAGCACCAUGAUGCAGAGCACCACAGAGACAGAGAACCGGGCACAAGUAAUUCCCUCUUGGUCCCAGACAGUCUGAGAGGCACAGAUAAACGCAGAAAUGGACCUGAGUUUUCCAAUGACAUCAAAAAAAGAAAGGUGGACGAUAAAGACUCCAGCCACUAUGACAGCGAUGGUGACAAAAGCGAUGACAACUUAGUUGUGGACGUAUCUAAUGAGGACCCCUCAUCUCCGCGAGCCAGCCCCGCCCACUCCCCCAGGGAAAACGGGAUCGACAAGACCCGCCUGCUGAAGAAGGACGCUUCCAGCAGCCCGGCGUCCACGGCCUCCUCGGGAAGUUCCACCUCUUUGAAAUCCAAAGAAAUGAGCUUGCAUGAAAAAGCCAGCACGCCCGUUCUGAAAUCCAGCACACCGACGCCGCGGAGCGACAUGCCAACGCCAGGCACCAGCGCCACUCCAGGCCUCCGUCCAGGCCUCGGCAAGCCUCCAGCCAUGGACCCCCUCGUUAACCAAGCGGCGGCCGGCCUGCGGACGCCCCUGGCGGUGCCCGGCCCAUACCCUGCGCCCUUCGGGAUGGUGCCGCACGCGGGCAUGAACGGCGAGCUGACCAGCCCCGGCGCCGCCUACGCCAGCCUCCACAACAUGUCACCGCAGAUGAGCGCGGCCGCCGCCGCCGCCGCCGUGGUGGCCUACGGGCGCUCCCCGAUGGUUGGGUUUGAUCCUCCUCCUCACAUGCGUGUACCUACGAUCCCUCCAAACCUGGCAGGAAUCCCUGGAGGGAAACCUGCAUACUCCUUCCACGUCACUGCAGAUGGUCAGAUGCAGCCUGUCCCUUUCCCCCCCGACGCCCUCAUCGGCCCCGGCAUCCCCCGACACGCUCGCCAGAUCAACACCCUGAACCACGGGGAGGUGGUGUGCGCCGUGACCAUCAGCAACCCCACGAGACACGUGUACACGGGAGGGAAGGGCUGCGUCAAGGUCUGGGACAUCAGCCACCCCGGCAACAAGAGCCCUGUCUCUCAGCUCGACUGUCUGAACAGGGAUAACUACAUCCGUUCCUGCAAAUUGCUCCCCGAUGGCUGCACUCUCAUAGUGGGAGGGGAAGCCAGCACUCUGUCCAUCUGGGACCUGGCGGCUCCCACCCCGCGCAUCAAGGCAGAGCUCACGUCCUCGGCCCCUGCCUGCUAUGCCCUGGCCAUCAGCCCCGACUCCAAGGUCUGCUUCUCGUGCUGCAGCGACGGCAACAUCGCCGUGUGGGACCUGCACAACCAGACGCUGGUGAGGCAAUUCCAGGGCCACACAGACGGGGCCAGCUGUAUUGACAUUUCUAACGAUGGCACCAAGCUCUGGACGGGCGGCUUGGACAACACGGUCCGGUCGUGGGACCUGCGCGAAGGGCGGCAGCUGCAGCAGCACGACUUCACCUCGCAGAUAUUCUCCCUUGGUUACUGCCCGACUGGGGAGUGGCUGGCCGUGGGCAUGGAGAGCAGCAACGUGGAAGUUCUCCACGUGAACAAGCCCGACAAGUACCAGCUGCAUCUCCACGAGAGCUGCGUGCUGUCCCUGAAAUUCGCGUAUUGUGGUAAAUGGUUUGUGAGUACUGGAAAAGAUAACCUCCUCAAUGCUUGGCGGACCCCCUAUGGAGCUAGUAUAUUCCAGUCCAAAGAGUCCUCGUCUGUGCUCAGCUGUGACAUCUCUGUGGAUGAUAAAUACAUAGUCACUGGCUCAGGGGACAAGAAAGCCACCGUCUAUGAAGUCAUCUACUGAAAACAUUACGUGGUUUAACGUUUAUAGUUGAAUUGGGCCAAAACGUUUUAAAUUUGUAGAAAUAGAAAAGUUGUAACUUUAAAAAACACAAAAACCUGUUUCCAAACUUUGACACAAAACUACUUUGCGUCUACAAAGAAGAGGCGACAAACACAUCAACAGAAAAAGUCACCUAUCUACCUAGACCAGGUGGAGCACCGAGGCGGGUGGACAGAGGGGCGAGGGUUGCGGGCUCAAGGAACCGAGCCUGCUGCCCACGCAGAGUCCAUCCUUUUCCUUCUGUGUCAUCUGCCGGGACGACCUUUCUGUUCCUUGCGGUUCCCCUCCUGUCCACCUGUGGUAGCGCAGUGGUGUCUCCAAUGAAUUUGUUCCCUGGUUUUGCAUCUUGUGAAAUGUUUUUUUGUAUUUUUGUUGAAGGUUAAACAUUUGUAUAAAUUGUAAAUAUAUUUGGUUUAUUACAGUAAAGGCUUUAGUACCAAUAA